This is a messenger RNA of Dentiscutata erythropus, 222 nucleotides long. The record is from the annotation of a GenBank genome assembly. NCBI's taxonomy places the organism in Eukaryota, Fungi, Glomeromycota, Glomeromycetes, Diversisporales, Gigasporaceae.
GUACGGUUGCACAAGAUUUCUCAUUCUAUGCAUCUUUACGAGCACCUGCUAUAUUCGAAAAUAAUAAAAUGAAUAUGCAUAAUGAAAACACUAAUGCUGGUGCAGAUAUAAAUCAUCAAGAUUCAAAUAUCGAUAUAUCUACUGUGAAUGAUAUUACUUGCGAUUCUAAUAACAGUGAGGAUAAGAGUACUCGUAUUGCAGAAGUUGAAAAUUUUUUUCAGC